Molecule: messenger RNA, 4099 nt
Organism: Melanotaenia boesemani (Boeseman's rainbowfish)
Lineage: Eukaryota; Metazoa; Chordata; Actinopteri; Atheriniformes; Melanotaeniidae
Exons: 3
Coding region: 64-1083 (339 amino acids)
Molecular function (GO): GTP binding
Source: RefSeq, a predicted model, not a curated record
GCCUGCAGGAAUCAGGAAGUCUUUUCAUCCCUGGCUCAUAACUAAAAACAACCAGAAGCGAACAUGUCAGCAUCUGCUUCACAGUCUGAGCUGAGGCUGGUGGUACUGGGCCCAGUACACGCAGGAAGCAAACCUGCUGUUUGCUCUAUUCUGGGCCUGCAAGACAACCAGCUGGGCACAGAUGAAGAGAAGGGCAGUAAACACCGAGGAGAGGCUGCAGGAAGACAGAUGGUGGUGUUUUCCAGUCCAGGCUGGUUCAGUUCAACCUUCAACCCAAAGAAAAGGAAAGAACACAUCUCCUCCCUCAUCUCUCUGUCCAGCCCGGGGCCACAUGCCUUCUUGCUCUGUGUUCCUGUGGACCAGCCAGCUGAUGGAGAGGCCAAGGCAUUAGAUGUCCUGAAGAAGCUGUUUGGUCCCUCUGCUGUAAGUGGAAACACCAUUGUUCUCUUCACCCACAUAGAGGAGCUGGAAGAAGAUGAGCAGCUGGAGGAAUACCUCACCACGUGGCGCAAAGACCUCCUAGAGCUGGUGGAAAGAUGUGGUGGUCGCUACCAUACUCUGGAAACCCGUGGUGGAGGACCGGAGGAGAAGAAAGCGGUAGAGGAGCUGCUGGAGAAGGUCGAGCAGGCAGUGAAGGAGAGUGGGACCCAACACUUCAGCUGCAAUCUGUUCCGGGAGGCUGAGGAGAGGCUGAGACAGAGGCAGCAGGAGAUGGUGAUGCAGAGGAGAAAAGAGCAGGGUGAUGAGGAGCCUCCCACAAACUCACCAGAAGCGACGGAGGAAGAAAUGGAAGCGGUCCGGGAGGAAGCAGAGAGGAGCAUCUGUGAUUUUGAUUUGGAUGUAGAUAGUAUUUUCCCUUCUACUACCGUCUCAACUUCCUCCCCCGCUCCCUCUUUUCUCCGGGGCCUGUGGGAGAAGCUGAUAGGCUGGAUCAGGUGGCUGCCCAGUCUUGUGGGAAGGGAAUCCCUGCUGGGGUCCUUGGUCGGCCUGUUUGUCGGAGGGCAGUAUGGAGGUAUGGUCGGGGCCACUGUGGGUUCAGUGGCUACUGAAAUGGGAAGAAGAAAAACCGAGAAAACUAAAUAAGAGAUUAUCUCAAUUAAGAUAUGCAAAUGUUGCACCUUUUAGCUGUGUAUUACUGAGUUGCAGGCUCACGAGCUAACACAUCAAAAUGCUGUUUACUGCGGUCCUCAAAGUCUCGAUUUCUGCAUUCAUUUGACCUGAAACAUCAUUUAAUUUGACUUAUUCACAUAAAAAGAAAACCACUUUCCUCAUCUAUGAAGCAUGGUGGUGGUAGUGUCAUAAUUUGGGCCUAUUUUGCUGCUGCUCUUCAUUCAUGGAGCAAGAAAUUCAGAGUUAUGGCUCAACCAAUGCACGAGGAGGUCACUCCAGAUACAAACUCACUCACAGAUAUGACGUCUGGGAUCUAAUUUCUUUAACUGGGUUCUCCUUUUUUAUUUAAAGGAUUUGUGUGAAAAUGUUACAGGUCGUAUUUAUGCAGAAAUAUUCGGUCAUCUUUAGCUUUUACUACUUUUCAAGCACUUCCAUAUGCCUGAACUCUGAGGUCCACUACUUAUUUUCUAGGAAAUGGGACUGUUCUUUUAGAAAGCCUUAAAAUGGUUGGUAAAUGAUACUUUAUGGAUUAGCAAUAAUUCUUAAAAAAUGUGGUGUGUUUUCUAGUAUAUCUUUUUGAAGGUUGUUGAUUUAUCCUGAUGGUGUGUGUGAGUUUGACUCUUAACAGUAAUUCAUUUUUUCUGUAGCUGUACAUUAGGACAACCCACCACUACAGUUUCUCUCUAUUAAAUUCAGAUGAGAAGAUGACUUCUUUUAAAUGUUGUUUUCUUGAGAAGAUCACGUAUCUUUAUUAUUUGAUGGAUUUAUUAUGAUAAAAGCAGAUGCUUUUAAGUCUAAAAAGCAAGAGCCACACUUCAGUUUAAACAAUAGUCUGAUUAGUUUCUCCCUCUUCAUCGAUUAUGACUGAUCUCUGAAUCAUUUAUUAACAAUUAGUGUAGAAUUGAUUAGUUUUGUUUGGUUCCUGGAUGUUUGUGAGGUCAUGAUUAUGCUAUUUAAUCAGAUAAACACUUAUAAAUUUAGCUUCAAUGGUAAAAUAGUGCUGUUUGACUUAAAUUUGAAACACAACAAGCUCAUAAAUAAUAGCUGUACUUUUGCAUUCAGUAGUUUCUGACUGGAACAGAAAGAGAAAAAGAUCAGAUGCUUUAAAGUUAAACUGCACGAUAUGAAUUUGGGUAAUCUGGGACAAUUUCAGGUUCAGCCAAGUAUCUAUUUAACAUUUUAAAUCAACACAUUUGACCUUUCUGAAAGUCUGAAAACAUCACAGAGUAGGGGAUAGUGGGGUAAAUAGUGCCAGUUUUUACUUAAAGUGCCUUUAAAGCAAGGGGAGUACAGUAAUGCUGCUACCUAAAAUAUGUACACAUAAUUUAGGAUGUUGUGCAUCCCUAGGAACAAUCACUUUGGAUCUUAAAUAAAUUGUUUGAGAAAUACAGCUUUAGAAAAGAAAAGUGGUUUUGUGGCACAACUUAACCCUGGAGCGGGAUAAGUUGACAUUUAUUGUAUGACAAGGUUAGAGACACAGGAUUCAUGUUAAGGAUAUUUUUUAUGAAUAGGCUUGUAUGAACACAAUUAUAAAAAAAAUAAUAAAUAAAAAUGUCAUAAUGAGAAUGCUGUUACAAAGCAAUAAAAUUCAAAUAAAGUAAUACAUAGUAAAUAAUCAUAAGAUGUGUUAUGUUCUUAACCCAGGCUCUUUGGCACAAAUCACCCCAAGCCCACCAUUUGAAAAAAAAAAAGCAUCCUCCAGCUGUUUUGAGCUAGCUUCAUGCUAACUGUAUAGACUCAUGGUGUAGCUUACUAAAGUACUAAAACAUGUGUGAACUGUUUUAGAAAUAAUUAAAAAAACUCAAUCGUAAUAAUUUUACUCUGGAGGGAAAAAAAUAGUUUUUUGAACUUAAAUGUGCUUGUCUCUCAAGCCAUGCAUCUCCCUUCUUUGGAGGAUGAGUGAAAUGGAUGUCUCUUAAAAAUAUGUGGUCACAUGACCAGUUUCUUCUGUGGUUUUUUAGAUAAAGGGGUGGCACUAUUUGCCCCUUUGCAAAAAUACCCCACUCUCUCCUAGACAUGCCACACCCCCUUUUUUUUGUUGUGUGAGACUUUUUAAUCUGAGAUCAUUUUAUUACCUUACUACUAAUUUUUAGAAAUUAUGUGAAUAGAAAUUGUACUAUGUAAGCAUAAAGCUAAAAAAUCCCAGUAGUAUCUAAAUAAACACAUGUUCUUAUAAAAGUAUUCUCAUUAUGACGUUUUUAAAUGUUUAAGAACUUUAUAAACAGCAUAGGACUUAGAAACCUUGAAUAUCUCUGUAAUGUUAUGCAAUUUCAAGAUGCCACAUAAUGUGUAUUCCCCUUUCAAGAAUCUCAAAUAACUGAAUAAAUGACCCAAACUAAGCUCUCCCACAUUCUCAAUCAUAUUUUGACAUGCGAUAGGAAAAAAGGGGUUAAAAUACAUUUUUAAGACUUUAUAAUUAUUUUACUUUUUCCAUAAACAUAACCUUACAACUAUUCAGAUCAUUUUCUUGUUUAUAACCAGAUGAUACUUUAUUGUUUCUGCAAACUUGCGCAACAAAAUUAGUUCAUAUCUAAUUCAAUUUGAUUCAAUUAUGCUUUAUUUGUAUAACAUCAAUUCACAACAAAAUGACCUCAAGGAACUUUACAGACUAUAUCAUUUCAAGCCAAUUCAUUGAUAUCAAAAUAAAACAAUUAUAAUUGUGUUCAUACAUUUUAAGCCCAGUCUAAAACAUUGAGAGGGUGUUUGCUCCCUGACUCAAACUGGGAGCUGGUUCCAUAACCGAAAACUCUGCCUCCCAUUCUACUUUCAGAAACUCAGUGACCCACAAGGAAACCUCCACUCUGAGAACAAAGUACUAUGUCGGGAAAAUAUUAAACUAAGCUCAUUGUAUAAUAAGUUAUGAAUAGUUAUUUUAGAACUUAUUUGUCCCUCAUUACCCAGAUUCCUCAAAACUUAGCAUUUCCUUUGAUAUGGGGAGAAAAAAACAAAAAAGUUGAAACACUGGAUUAAAUAUGCAACACCAAGAAAA